Messenger RNA from Penicillium waksmanii, 1119 nucleotides. RefSeq names its product type 1 glutamine amidotransferase. Gene Ontology annotation, cellular component: cytosol; nucleus. The transcript has a single exon. NCBI's taxonomy places the organism in Eukaryota, Fungi, Ascomycota, Eurotiomycetes, Eurotiales, Aspergillaceae. The coding region runs from base 1 to 1119 and encodes 372 amino acids. The record is from RefSeq and is a predicted model, not a curated record.
AUGGCCCCGCACCGCAUCCACGUCGCCAUUCUAGACGCCGACAUCCCCUGUCAAUCCGUCUACGCCAAACGAGGCCUCUACAGCUCCCAAUUUAAGACCCUCCUCCAAGCCGCCGCAACAAGGCUCAACAAAAAUGAUACCAGUGACCCCUCAUCCCCACUAUCCGUGCACGUCACAGCCUUCGACGCAGUGGGCGGAUCCCUCCCACCACUUGAAUGUCUACGCAGCACGUCGCAAAAUGCAGCAGAGCCACCAGCUUCAACUCCACCAACAUUCAGCGCCAUCGACGCAAUCCUAAUUACCGGCUCUUCGGCAUCGGCCUAUGAUCCGCACCCGUGGAUUAGCUCUCUUGCCACUUUCAUUCAAACCGUGUAUAAAGAUUACCCGCUCGUCAAGAUCUUCGGUUCAUGCUUCGGUCACCAAAUUAUUGCUCAGGCUCUUCUCUCUUCACAGCCAGCUGAAGUCGGAUUAGGCCUUACUCCGAGUCUUGGGGGUGAUGCCAAUGCCAUUGCCAACAAACAAGCAACAACUCAAACUCAAACUCAACCCUUCCACGUGAAACAUUCAUCAAAAGGCUUCGAAAUGGGCAUUCAACCCAUAACCCUAAAUCCAGAAUUCACAGCCCACUUCCCACCCCUCGCACGCGCACACGCAUCAAAUCCAUUCCGCAUCCAACUAAUCCACGGCGACAUUGUUGUCCCCACCUCCACCGAAGACUCGGAGAAAGAAGAAGAAGCAAAACUCCCAGCACCAUGGAUGAAUAUCGGAUACAGCGCAUCCUGCCAAAUCCAAGGCCUUUACCUGCCCGGCCGGAUCUUGACGUACCAGGGACACUUUGAAUUCGAUGCUUGGGGGAAUGCGGAGCUUAUGAGGUAUUUUGGAGGGAGGCUUGGGUGGGAGGGGAGUAUUGUGGGGGAUUAUAUUGGGUUGAUUGAGCGGUCGCUUGUUCCUGGGCGGGAUGAUGAUGAUGAUUCUAAGGCUGCGGCUGAGGCGGUGGUUCUUUUGUUUGCUGGGUGGGAUGGGAAUGGUCAAGUUGAAGGUCACGGUGGUGCGACGGGUGGCCCGGGGGUUGUGGAGGUUGAUGGGAUGUUGACGCCGCCGUUGGAGAUGAGUGGUUGA